Penicillium cinerascens is the source of this 1089-nucleotide messenger RNA. RefSeq lists its product as uncharacterized. The record is from RefSeq and is a predicted model, not a curated record. The transcript is spliced from 2 exons. Lineage: Eukaryota; Fungi; Ascomycota; Eurotiomycetes; Eurotiales; Aspergillaceae. The coding region runs from base 1 to 1089 and encodes 362 amino acids.
AUGUCUCAGCGUGUCCCAUUAUGCCUUCUCCCUUCAUGCCAUCUCAAUUCAUGUCUUCUAUGUGGAAUCGUGAUCCCAAUGAUGGACGAAACUAUGGAAUGCCCAAGGAGGGGCAGUUUUUACACAGAAGAACGGGAUCAAGCACUCAGGAAUGGUCCAUUGAAGGAAUAUUGGAAAUCCAAACCAAAACAUGUGAUAGUUCCAUCCACUGAGGUAGAAGAGUCAUACUUCAGCAAGUACCCUCAGCUAUGGUCCUACUUUUAUCGAGCCAUAAUUAAAGAGUCUGAUACCAAAUACCGUUUGACAGGCAUCAAUAGAAUGGAAAGAAUAGGACAAGACGACCGUAUCUACUCGCUAAAUGAUCCAGCAAUGGCGAGAAUCGGUGGGGAGAAAUACGCCCGCCACUACUCCCGUCAGUUUACUCCAUUCGAUGCCGCAGACAUCACAGGACAGCACCUUCCAAACGGUAAGAAAUCGAUUGGAUACGUCAUCCACGCACAUUGCUGGGUGCUCUUUGGUCGAGUCCUAGGACUGACUCCGACCGAUAUAACCCUCGCGAAAUUUGUCCAGGCAUCAUGGAAACAUUGGCACAACAAUCAAUGGGGACUACAUGACUUAAAUGCCGACUGGCCGCCGCAUCAUAUUCCAUCAGCGUUUAUUUAUGGCUGCGACAUUUAUCAGAAUCCUGUGAUCGUGCCCGCCCUUCAGAAAGCGAUCGAAUCCGCAAGGUUCAUGUGCCAGUGUUCAUGCCCUUGUCCCAGUAAGGUUCCACUGGAUGUUGCUAUUCUGAUUGCUGAAAUUGUCUGCCCCAUUGAGUAUACGAUGGAAAAUGUCAUUGACACGCAGAAUAUGGUCUUCGCAUUCCAAUGGAAGCUACCUGGUUGGUUUUGGCGGGCGCGAGUGAACGCGGAUGAAUUCAUUGAGUUUGGUGGGCUAAAGAUGUUUAAGUCUCCAGUGGAUUGGCAAAUGCUAAGUCUGGAUUUGAUGGCCCUUGUUUCAGAUUCACCGCGGUAUCCCUCCAGUGGUCUAGCGAAUCGUAAACGGGUGCUUGGGAUUAUGCUCGCUAUUAAGAGUGCUUACUUGGACUAG